Messenger RNA from Amaranthus tricolor (Joseph's coat), 702 nucleotides. RefSeq names its product protein NOI4-like. The record is from RefSeq and is a predicted model, not a curated record. Bases 154 to 402 code for a protein of 82 amino acids. NCBI's taxonomy places the organism in Eukaryota, Viridiplantae, Streptophyta, Magnoliopsida, Caryophyllales, Amaranthaceae. The transcript is spliced from 3 exons.
AUUGUUCAUAGCCACCAACACAAAUUGUAACGUGCAUUCCACUUCUAGUCCGUCUCAUUCUUCAUACACAUAUUCUCCUACAUCUUUAUUUUCUCCAAAAAAAAAAAAAAAUUCUUGUUUGCUAUUUUUCUUAGAGCUCAAACAACCUUCAUCAUGCCGCCGAAAUCAAACAACGGAGGUAGUCGAUCAUUGCCGAAGUUUGGAGAAUGGGAUGUAAACAAUCCACAAUCAGCUGAAGGUUUUACUCUAAUCUUCAACACUGCAAGAGAUCAAAAGAAAAAUGAUAAGAUUAAUCCUAUUGCUGGACCAAACCAAAACCCUUCUAUGAACAACCAAAACCAAAAACAGAAAGAUCAAAAAGAUUCGAAGACGAAGAAAUGGUUCAGCUGCAUAUUUGGUUAAGAAGAAGCAACGGAUCUGAAAACAUCAGAAUUGGAAGAGUGCAGCAAUUGUACAUCAAAAAUAUUGUAAAAUUUUGUGUAUUUGAGUAAGAAUCAAGUGUUAACACAUAAAUGAUCCUUUAAACCUUUUAUCUUGUUUGUUUACUCUUCAUUGAUGUAGCUAAAUAACCAUCAUAUUUGAGAUUCCGAACCAAUGAACACGAUACACAAUUGUGUAAUCCAACAAUUUCGAUACAAAUUUUGUGGGUACAAGAAGGAUAAACAUAUGAACUUUCACCAUUGCUUAGUUUCGACAAAAUUC